Pocillopora meandrina is the source of this 7001-nucleotide messenger RNA. Lineage: Eukaryota; Metazoa; Cnidaria; Anthozoa; Scleractinia; Pocilloporidae. The record is from the annotation of a GenBank genome assembly.
UACUACAUCGGAAGGUUGCUACAUUGAACGAGUGUCCUUUUCAUGGAAACCAUGACAGGAUGAUUUUCUGCGUACAAUGGUUGAUUCUCCACGAAAAUUAUUUGGCGUUGUUGUUGCGUGAUCCAGGUAUUAUAGACUUCAUUCGCCUUUGUGGCUUUCAACUAUAAUUUACAUAUGUCGAACUCGAUUUCUUUGAAAACUUUGUGCGCGUGAGACAUCCCGUGUUAAGGUUUUAUAUGAUUAACACCGCGAGUUUAGUCUAGUUCGAGUCAAAUCCUCCUUUCUAGAAUUACGUAACAGCAAAAGGCAUAGUUAGUUUUGUGUUCUCGAGAAUACUCCCGCAAAACCAUUUUGGUAAAGCUUUCGUUUUGUUCUCAAGCGAUAACAAAGGGAUAAAAAGGACAAUAGUAGUUAAACCUGUUGGACAACUUUAAUAUUUGUCAGUUGUUGGCGACGCAGGAAAUUUGAACGGCGUUAGCACUUCGCACUUUAUGACCAGGUGCCUUGCAUACCGAUACUGAAAUAGAUGGAACUUAGCCUUGAAAUUUUCGAACUAACCAAACGAAAUUUAAGAUUUAAACGUGCAAUUUGGACAACAAAGAAUGAAUUGAUACGCCUUACCGCCCAUAAGUUCUUCCAUAAACUAUUGUUGUGAAGUGUAAGACUUAUUACGCGUUGAAAAUUUAUUCAGACAAUCAUAUUUUAGUUUUUUAACAAUCAAGCAAGCAUCUAUUUCGACGGAGUGAAAUCCUAUGUAAUUGACUCCGCGUUUCCAAAAGGUCCAAACGACCCACUAUUUCAUCAAAAAUGAACCCAAAAUUUUGCUAUGUCGAUCACUUGCUCCUUUUGCCGAAUAUUCCAAGUAAAAAUCAUUUACUCGUCUUCAUAUAAAAAGACAUUUGCAGUGAUAGUUAUAUAACUUUUCAAUGCAGCGCCUUGAUCACUGCCUUUUGAAAAUGAAAGCAGCUAGUUCGAGAAAGAAGGUCACGAGAGAUCUUUAUUUUAAGCUCGUUUUCAAAAAAACGAGUUACAUGCUCUCGUUUCAAUUACUUGUUUAUUAACUCACCGACAUUAUCAUCUUGACCGCGAUUUUUUUACUGUUCAUGUGCAUAUUGUGUCUCUUUGUGGAAAUCAAAAAGGGUGAAAGGACAAGUGAGAUGAGGCGCUUUACAAAGCGUGUUGAAACUCGUGAGGGCUCGUGAUAAUCGCAUGUUUUUUUUCACUUAGGUCUUAACUUGCUUUGGAACAAAGUAUAUUCUUCAGUCCUCUGAAAGCUUAAAGCCAUUUUGAUAACUAUUCUAACAACGGGUUUGGUAAGUUAUCUUUUAAAGCGUAGAAUUAUUUAUUAACUUAUGACAAAAUGCUCGGCCGUCGUUAAAUUGACUUUCAUACUCAGCAGUGAGAAAUUUUCAACGCAUCCCCUUGAAAGGUCCUUCUAAACUUUUAGAGAGUGUCAGAUGUUUGUUUAUUACUGUCAAGCGAAUCAAAAGUUGUGUUAUUCAAUAGAACAUGAAAUAUUUGAACUUGGGUUUAUCCUAAAAUCAUUUUGUUCUAGACAGAAACAAAUUCUGGCUUAUCCCAGUAGUAAAAAUUAUUCACCGAAUUCCCACAGAAAAUUUUAUGCAAGCUUUGUAUGAGCAUUCGAUGUUUGUAUACAAUUGUAAUCUAAUAAUCUGAGAAUUGUUUCGCUGUCUUAGAAGACCAAUUUUACGAUCUUGUGCAGAGCAUUAAAUCGCCAGUUUAUUGGCAAAUGGAAAAAAUCUUUAAUUAGACUGUUGGGGUCGGUCUCAAAUAAAUUAGGUUCUCGGCAGCAGCAGGACGCCCGUGGCUCGAAAACGAAUGAGCUAAUGACAAACAUAGUCCCUUUUCGCUCUGAAAGCACAAAUGCACUUAAGUACAACGGGAAAACAAUGUCAAAAGCUUUUCGUUAUGAAAAUUUGUCGGUUAUCUCGUCAACGUAAGACCAUGGUUAGUAGUCGAACACAUAUGUUUUCCGAGUUUCAAGAACCUAGUGAUUAGAACAACGGCUAGAAAAAUUUCGUGCACUAGUGGAAAAUGGAUAUUCUGAGGCUACCAGGCGUGUAGCUCAAGCGCUCGUUCAAUUGCGUAUUACAACACAGACGGCUCAGCCUUCUUAUUUUCUAAUACGUGCAAAUGUUUAACCUUUGUAUUCGUAACUUCAUGUUGAAACGAUUUAUUGGUAAGCUUCGCUAGAAUUUAUGUCAAGGGCGACUCAGGAAAAUAUUCACCUCUUUUUUUAUUAGGAAUAUUGCAUCAAUCCUUAGGAUAUUGAAAUAGAUAAAAACGAAGAUUUGCAUUUUAGAGUGAUUUCGCAUCACAAAAUUACACUUUUGGAAAAAAUCUGAUAUCUAGGGCUACUUUUCUCGUGUGGUUUAAAUUGUGUUUUCUUUCGAAAGCAAAGAACGCCAGAUCGUCAGGUGAUUCCUGCGCAGGAUGCGCUCAACAACGGUUACGAAGAUCGCGGCAUCUUGGCAAACCACGAGUGUGAUAUCGAACGCGUGCUUAGUGAGAUCAUGUCACGCACUUCAUUUUCCUUGAUCAUGUUGCGUGCAUGAUCGAAGUCGCCCGCCUGGAGGAUAUCACUUACUCAAUCAGGCAUCACAUGUCUUUGGUACAUAUAUAUUUCUCAAUCCAAAAAUUAAGGCUUUUUGACAAAUGAGCAACACAUCUAUUUAAAUCCCAAAGACUUUGAUCCCCUUUCCGUUCAAACAUUCCGCUCAAACAAAGGUUCUGGCCGGUGUGACAUUUGUUCUGCAGUCUGUCGAUGAAAGCCACCAGCUACGAAAUGCUUUUCGCUGAUGAAUAGUGGAUCUUUAUUGACAAUUUCCGGUGGGUAGCUUCAUCCAGGCCGUUGAUAAUUAUAACCGAGAAACGCCAGACAACAUUGCGUUGAAACAUUUAGUUGCUGAAAUUCCCGUUUAUCACUUUCUAUUGACGUUUAUUAAUCGUUGCUCUUCUUGAUUACAGUUUUUUCAGUUGAACGCUGACUUCAGAUCUUUUGCAAGGAUAGCACGUGACCGAGUGGGUGACGGUAGAAAUAAAAAUGUAUUCCCUGAAAGACAUCACGAAUGGCUGCGUGAAGAUAGAAAUCCCUGAAAAUCCGCACUGCAAAGAAAUAAUCUCCGCUUGCGAGAUGCCAGUCGUGAAAGUGGAAAUUUCUGAGUCAGCGUGCAGCACGGUCAACCACCAAACGAUUUCACUUCCACAGGAGUCAAUCUAUGAAGUGCCUGCUAUUGAAGAAGUAAACACUGGCAGUCGAGAGGAUGUGCUGAACAUUCAGAUCAGCAACGUUCAGGGCGCGCUAUCUAAUCAAAUCGCUGACAAGAAUGUGAUGCCUGUGUAUCAGAUAGAAAACCACGACGAUAAACCAAACGAAUGCAAAGAAUUGCAUUCUCCAGCAGUUGAUAAUAGCAACCCAGAAGAGCAAAUACCAGCUGAAGGUGUACACAAUCACAAUGAUAAACUGCCCAACUCAGUAGCUUCUCGAGAGGAGACGUCCCCCAAUAUGUCUCCCAAGAUGUCUCCGAUGGAAAAUGAAGAACAAUCUCCUGGCCACAACUCGCCUGUUUUCAACGGGGAAGCAUCACCUGAGACGGCUCAUCAGGAGAAAGAAAUUGCCUUCCGGUUAGGUUCUCCAGAGAGGGCGCCAUCUUACCGAUUGGCCCAUCAGCCAGAUACCUUACCAGUGAAAAGCCAGUACAUGGCUUACCAGUUGAGUUCCAAUGGAACCAAAGCAGCUUACCUGUUUACUGCCCCGGGGAAGAUACCUCCCUAUCAGAAUGGUACCUCUGAGAGUGCCCCAUCCAACCAUGCUUUGGGACCCACAUCUACUCCUCUGAGUUCCAAUGCUACGGUGCCACUUUACCACAUGGAGGAAACGCCCACCUCACAAAAUGGGGACUGGAAGAAAAGUGAAAAUUAUCAGAUCAGCUACUACAAUGGAAUGCCAAUGUACUAUGGUGACUACAGCCUGCUCGAUCUGCAACAAGGAAUUCCAUUCUGGCCAUCAGAGUCCCGCGAUUUGGUGUCAAACAACCAGAAGAAGACCCAGAAUUGCAACUGUUGCUGCCAUGCACAAAAUGAUUUUACUCGUUAUCCUGAAUUGAAAAGCCAGCGCCCGUCAGUUAUUAUGGUUCCUGUGAACUGGAACAGAAGUAAUUCUGAAAUAUCUCAUUUGCCAUUGAAGGUAACUCAGACUACUUAACUCUUUCUGAUCAUUGGUUCAAUUGCUAUAUUUGCGUGGCAACAUAUUUUUUAUUCACUUAUAUACAGGCACACACACACACACAUAUAUAUAUAUACAGGCACACAUAGAUGUGACUUUACUCAUUGUAAUGUGACUGCUAAAAAACCCCUUGGAAAUUGGCUAAAGAUAUGGCCAGUGCUUCGUUCAAUAUCAGUCUUAAAGGAAUUCAUUCAUGUUUAAACAGCUAUCCUUGCUGUGAUGUCUAAAACAUCUAUGCUUACUUGUAACCGUCAGUUUAGGCUUAUGCCAAGUUUCAGAACAAAGUUACACUCUGCUAUAGCUUUUUACGAAAAACUUUCUUUUUUUUCUACCAGCAGGUUGACAACGCAAAUUACAAGAUGCAUUCACAGACUCGGGACGUUCCUAUGGUAAGUGUUGACUACUUCUGCUGAUCGAGGGAUUUAAAUUGCUAACUGGACAUAAGUAUUGAACCUCGCUUUAGAAUGGAUUCAUCUUUUAACUUUGAUUUUCCGUUGUCCAUAUUGAGCUCUGUUCUCAUUUUCUGUGGCAACAAAUUGUCACUUUCGCAACACUUGGUUGCGAAAUGAUGCCUUAUGGAAUGAUCAACGCCUCUUUACACUACUUUUUUCUUGUUUUGUAAAAACUAUGAAAGCAAAUAAAGAAUCCAAACAAAAAGGGAGAACCUCAGAGGUUUGAAUUAUACUAAGAUGUAUUUUUUCGUGGCACAAUUGAGGAACAUAAUUUCGGCUCGUAUAAGACUGAAAUCAGUACUGUUUUAUUAGUUCUAGUGUUCUUAACUUUUUAACGUUAACACGGUUUACCAACUGCUGAAUUAAUUUGUUGCGUCCACGAAAAGCUUGAAGUUCUCGAGUUUGUUCCAUCUCUCUGAUGGAACUUGAAAUAGGUAAAAAAGAGAGAACAACCGUUCAUUUCUCAUGUACUUGAUGAAGUUUAUCAUAGAAUUUAAAAGUAUUAUUUUAAUUUUUUUCGUUUUUCUACAAGUAAGAAUGUUUUUUAAAAAAUUGCGAGAAAAUUAAACUUUGUAUGGAAAUGUUAUUAAUCAUAUUAUAUAUAAUAUCCGUAUCUUCAAUAUUGUUGACAUGUUGUUUUUCUUUGUGCACGACAUGAAUCACAUGAUAUCCUCGGUACUAAAUAGCGUGCCUGUGGCCAGAACUUUUCUGAUAUUUUUUCAAUUUGCCUCGGUCCAAACAUGUGGCUUCGUAGCAUAGUUGGUACUAGUGCGCAACGCAUUUAGUAUCUGGGAGGCACGGGUUCGAAUCCCGGUUAAGCUUGAUUUCUUUCAUUCUUUUUUUACUGCAAUUGUUAAAAUCGUCAUAUCCCUGCGAGGAUCAUUUCUUUGCAUGACUUAUUUAUUAUUUGCUCGAUUUCAUUACAAAUUGUGACUCUCAUCUGCUGUAUUCCAGAGCAUGUGACAGCCAUCACAAUAUCAGAGGUUUCCAAAACUGUCAUUUACGCAACUUGUUUUGUAAUUAUUGCUGUACUUAAUUUUACGAUCGCUAAGUGAGCCACAUGAUUUUAUUUUCACGAUUUUCACGUUGAUCUCACGUGAAAUACUUAAGGUAGGAAAAGCCCAAGUCGAAACCAAGAAGAAGCUUCUAGUACCACCAUUAUUAUGUUUUAAAUUAAAAGAAUAUUGUUUUUUUAUUUCAUUUAAUUUUUCUUUAUUUUUUUAAUACGACUUCCCGCGGGGUGACCCCUUCGGUACUGAACUGACCCUUGCGGUACUGUUUAAUCACGUACACAUUUGAUUUUUACUAGGACUACUCAGAUGACUCAGAUUCCUCUGAUGAUGACGAAAACGGAAAACGAGAAAAGUAUUUCCGAAAGAACAUCGAUGGAACAACAGCCAGAUUUAAGCUGACCAAAGAGGACUGGGCAAGAAUUCCAAUUAACACAUUCCCUAGCGGUGGCCGUUUGUUGAGUGGCGACUGGACACGAAUCUUCCUCAGCAAAGUCAAAGAAAGUAACCCAUGGUGCAGUUUGCGCUUCAAGAAUAAUCACGUGCGGUCAGAAAACUCUCGGAAAAUCCACUCAGCGGUGUUCUUCAGGGGAGGCGCGGAGUGCAAGCGACCAGAAUGCAACGUGAAGGUGCGAUUUGUGAUCCGAAAAGAAAGAGGAAAACACGUGGAGGUGACCUACCUGGGAAAUAUUUGCCAUAGCAGUCAGCCGGGUGGGGGUGAAAUCUCGAGCGAAGCAAAGAAAAUGAAACGUGCUCGCCGGACAUAUUCUACUUAAACUGAGUUUCGUAGGAUUUGCUGGAAUAACGCGUUUACAUUAUAAUUCAUUUUUAAUAUCAGUUUAAACUAAAAAGUUGAUGAAUUGAAAACUUAAAUGUCUUUAUUGCGAGUCGUUGACAUUGAAGUGUUUUGUUUUUCGAUUCUUUUUCUUUUGUUUAAGGUAUUAUAUUGUGGAUGGCAUAUUUUUGUAAACGAUUGCUGGACUUUACAAGAAAGUUGAAGUUUGUAACUCUACUUGUGUAAGGAAAGCAAUCCUAUUGCUCAACGUGGUUUGUAUUUAUAUGCUAAUUUGGAUUCUGGAGAGUUGUCUCUUGAGAGUGUCUAUUUGAAACAAGUAUAUUUACAUAUACGCCUUUGAACAAUAUGCAAAAACAAUAUUUUUUCUUCAAAAAGAGCAGUUUUUGCUACGUUUAUGUAAGGAAAUUUGGAAAUAAUUAUAUUAUCCUCUAUUUUCGAUAACAUCGCUUUUUCACAAUGUAAAUUUAUCAAUCUUCUUUCAUUUAAAAGAGAUGAUG